Talaromyces proteolyticus is the source of this 999-nucleotide messenger RNA. Its product is annotated as ketopantoate reductase PanE/ApbA C terminal-domain-containing protein. Lineage: Eukaryota; Fungi; Ascomycota; Eurotiomycetes; Eurotiales; Trichocomaceae. Gene Ontology annotation, biological process: pantothenate biosynthetic process. Gene Ontology annotation, molecular function: 2-dehydropantoate 2-reductase activity. The coding region runs from base 1 to 999 and encodes 332 amino acids. The transcript is spliced from 2 exons. The record is from RefSeq and is a predicted model, not a curated record. Gene Ontology annotation, cellular component: cytoplasm.
AUGUUCGAUACUCGAGCCAACAUACUCUUGUGUGGAUGCGGUGCGGUUGGCACUAUGGCCGCAGUCGCACUGGAAAGAUCUGGAUGUGCGGCUGUCACGGCAGUGCUGAGAUCAAAUUUUUCAGUAGUUGAGCAGAAGGGGUUUACAAUUGAUAGUGUGGACCAUGGUAGGCUUACUGGAUGGCAUCCAUCAUAUAUAGCGCGCUCAGUUGAGAACGCAAUGAAGCAUGGGCCUUUCCAAUUUAUUGUUAUAGCAUUGAAAGCCCUUCCUGAUAUAUAUUCAAUCCCUGAGCUCAUAGCCCCAGCCGUAACGCCUUUUGAGUCAACAAUUGUUCUCAUCCAAAACGGCAUUGGAAUCGAGCAGCCAUUCAUUAAUGCCUUUCCACGUUCCACUAUCCUAUCCGGCGUGAGCAUGAUCGGCGCCCAUCAAUUGAGCAGCGGCGUGAUUAGGCACGACAGAUCCGACAUUCUCCACCUAGGUCCAAUCUAUAACGCGUCUAUUUCAAGAGAGAAGGAGGAUGAACUGGCGGCUCUUUUCUCCUCACUCUACACAUCCGGUGGCGCAUCUUGUCUCCUAACUGAAAACAUCACAUGGAUGCGUUGGAAAAAGCUCGUGUGGAAUGCAUCUUUCAAUAGUGUUUGCGCCAUGACGGGCCUUGAUUCCGGUGCUAUUAUCGACGCCGGGGGCGUAGAGACAAUAAUUCGCCCAGUAAUGGACAAGAUUAACAGUAUUGCCAAGGCCAGCGGACACACUCUACCAGAUGGCAUCCAGCAGUUGAUGAUUGACUCCAUGCCGCGGGAAAUGCACUUUCGUCCGAGCAUGUUGGUCGAUGUUGAGCGUGGCAACCCUAUGGAAAUCGAGGUCAUUGUCGGUAAUCCACUACGCAUAGCUCAGGAGCUGGGCUGUGAAACGCCAAUUUUGCGUAUGAUUUAUGAGCACUUGAAACUGGUUCAGUGGAGAAUCCGUAGGGCUAAAACCGGGAGUCGCUUACAGAAAUGA